UGCGCGUUGUAAUUUCUCCUUCUUCGGUGUCCUGCUAGUUACGCUUAAUAAUGGCGCAGGCAGCACAGAAAGUUAUUGCCAAAGUGCCCUCUUUAAUCGGUGCUGCUGUCACAUACUCCAAACCCCGACUAGCAACCUUCUGGCACUAUGCUCGGGUGGAGCUCGUCCCUCCGUCCCCUUCUGAGAUCCCCAAAGCCAUUGAGGCCGCAUCAAAUCUCAUGAAGAACUACCGGUCCGGGCGUCUGGGACAAACCACAGUAAAAGAUGCCAUAAGAAAUGGACUUGUGACCACUGAGGUGCUGAUGUGGUUCUUCAUUGGAGAGUGCAUUGGCAAAGGAGGCAUUGUUGGAUACAAUGUCUAAAUUUGAGACUGCUCUUCUUUUUUUCCCCUCUUGCACUUCUAAUUGCCACAUUCUCAACAACUUGCAGCAAAUCUUCCAAAUAAACAGAUGUCUAUAGUUUGAAAAGUA
This is a messenger RNA of Scomber scombrus (Atlantic mackerel), 470 nucleotides long. Its product is annotated as ATP synthase subunit g, mitochondrial-like. Gene Ontology annotation, biological process: proton motive force-driven ATP synthesis. The record is from RefSeq and is a predicted model, not a curated record. Gene Ontology annotation, molecular function: proton transmembrane transporter activity. The transcript has 3 exons. Lineage: Eukaryota; Metazoa; Chordata; Actinopteri; Scombriformes; Scombridae. Bases 51 to 362 code for a protein of 103 amino acids.